AUGCAGGAGCUCCUGCCUCAAGUCCCUUUCCAAUCGCAUCGCGAGCAUACUAAGAGCCAAAGAGCUCCUGGUCGUGUGCGACUGCGUGCUUGGUUGUUUAUGGGUACCUUCAACCUCGGUGUCAAGUUUACUUAUAACUUACAACCUACCUUGGGGCCUUGGGGGGCAUAUAAGUGCAGGCUCGCAUUGGGGCGAAAAGUGCCCGUGAGCAGCUCACUCUUGAGCAUGUCCAGGAUGCCCCAUGGGCUGCAUUUGGUCUUCCACGCCUGCCUGAUGUUUCAGCGAGCGGACGGUCGCUUUGGCCUGCUUUCCUCACAUGGCCAUCACCAUUCCGAAGAUGACGCUGGAAGCGGUGAUCUUCUGGGAGUUUGUGGGCAAGUCACCCCACCUUGGCUGGAGGAUUUCUGUGAGCUGGUGACCUGCGCGGCCACGAUCCUUCUGGCCAUGCUGCUCAUCUUCCUUGCGGCGUUUGGCUUUGCACUGUGUCUUCAGCACAAGGUCGCGCGGCAGAACUACACUUUGUGGUCUCCGACACGGCUUGGCCGCCUCUGCGGCAUGCGCUGCCGCCUCAAGUUUAUUUCGGGGGGAAAUUGUGAUGAGGGCCAGCCACUUGCAGUCCUAGUUGCAGGCCGCUACGAAGCCGCCAAGCUUCGGGGUCAUGGAUGGAAAUCAUUUUUACUUUUUCAAUAUUUUCAUGAAUGCUUCUAA
This is a messenger RNA of Symbiodinium natans, 708 nucleotides long. The record is from the annotation of a GenBank genome assembly. NCBI's taxonomy places the organism in Eukaryota, Dinophyceae, Suessiales, Symbiodiniaceae.